AUGGAACAGCUGCCUUUACCCACAAACCUCACUGAGGUCGAAGCACUGAUCCGGGCCCUCUACCAACCAAACCCUCCCGAUACCAUCUCCAAAAUCCAGGAGGUGCUGCACCGUCUGCAAAGGUCCUCUGAGGGGUGGCAACUAGCUCAGAGCCUGAUCGCCCAUCGCGAGGAUAACAUCAGGUUCUAUGCCGCCCUGACACUCAUCAUCAAGCUCAACAGAGACAGUUCUGGUCUGAGCGAAGAUGAUGCAAAGGGUCUUUUGGAGAAUAUCAUUGGCUGGACCAUCCAAUCGCUCGCCGAUGGGGCAGGCAAUUUUGUGAUCAAGAAGUUGUGUACCGCCCUCGUCACUUACUUCAUGCACUUCUCCCAUCUGUGGCCCAACUGCAUCCGCCACUUCAUCUACUGCCUUGAUCUAGGUCAAGGCACGCCGGUGGACAGCCUCGACAAUGCUCUUCCCACCGACGUUCUUGUCGGCAAGCUAGGCCCCCAGAAGCUGAAGGUGGCAAUAUGGUUCGCUACAUCGUUUGUCGAGGAGGUUGGCAAGACCGACAUGAACGCCCCCAAAUUUCUCCAAGUUCACGAUCGCCUCGUCAAAAAUGGUCCCGAUGUCACUGGUUUACUCGCCCGAGGCUUCUCCCUGCCCGAGGACAACCCCGAUCUCAAAACGCAAGGAGAGGCUCUCGGCUGCUUUCAGCUCGUGGGGCCUGCUAUCAACUGCUUCGCGGACAGAGACCUCUUCCACGCGACCGCCGAGCUUUUCAGCGACGCCCUUGGCAACUACUCGUCCUUCUUUACCGACGAGCACUACAACACGCUCGCCUCCCUUUUCGAGAGCCCCUGGGCUGCCGAGCACUACCAACACAUUCUCCACGGGAACCACGAGGAGGACGGCAUUUCCUUCGGCCUGGUCAUCUUAGCCUACGGAGACGCCAAAGUACAAGACCUCAUGCGUAGCACUGACAACCGCUCCCAGCGCUUCCUAGAGAGCUUGAGUGGACUCCUUGCCGCCGAUGGCUACCUCGUCGGCGAGGAUAGCAUAUUUGUCCCUGCUCUGGAGUUCUGGUCCACCUUCAUCGAGACCAUGAUUGAUAGUACCUACUCGGACGAGGAGGAGGCCCAGAACUGGAAGCCCUACGCCGAGCAACACCUGAAGGCCGUGGUGAUGAACUGCUGGCGCAAAAUCCAGUGGCCUUCGGCCGAGACCUUCGCCGAGUGGGACUCGACCGAACGUGUUGCUUUUGGUGACGCCAGGAAGGACGUCAGCGAUAUGCUGCAAUCCGUUUUCACUCUCGAGGGCUUGAGUCUCGUCUCUUUCUUUACCGAUCUAUUCCUUCGAGCUCUCGCUGCCCAGUCUUGGGCCGAGCUCGAGGCCUCCGCCUUCUGCCUUGGUGCUCUCUCCGAUUGUAUAUCGGAUGAGGCCAGAUUUGACCAGGAGCUAAACAAGGUCUUUUCUUCUCCCUUUUUUGAUCUCCUCGGCCAGGCCCAAGGCCUGAUUCCUCUACGUCUCCGCCAGACCGGGCUGGCGCUGAUUGAGCGGUAUUGUGAGUACUUUGAACGGAAUGCUCAGUAUUUGCCUAACGCUCUGAAUCUCCUCUUUGCUGCUGUCGGCGACUCCGUUCUUGGGGGGCCGUCGGCAAGGUCUAUCUCUACACUUUGCUCAUCGUGCCGCUCUAUUCUCACGAGCGAGGCCGGUGCCUUCAUCAGCCAUUACCAAACCAUUCGCAGCAGUCAAGUGCUCGACUCGUUGGCCGAAGAGAGGAUCGUCCUCGCGAUUGCAUCCAUUAUCCAGGCCAUCAAAGAUGAGAACCAGAGACUGGGCGUGUUUGAGGAGCUUUACAACAUACUCAAAAAAGACUUUGAGCUUGCUGUGCAACUCAAGGCAAACCCUGGACUCCUAAACCUCCAGAACCCGGAUUUUCUGAGAGGUCUUGAUGCACCGAACCCCCAGUCCGCGCCCCCGACAGAGGAAAUUGCUCUUCAGAUUGCGCUUAGGUCCAUGAGGUGCCUUGCUAGCAUUGCCAAGGGUAUGCAGGACGUCAAAGAGUCGCUAGUUGACCUGGACAGCGAACCACAGUCGCAGAACGCCAACAGCAGGCUCGCCGCUUUACAGGAGAAUAUUAUGCGGGUGUUGAUGGAAGUCCAACGAGUGUUUAACACGAGCGGCGAGGUGGUCGAGAUCAUCUGCAACAUCUUCCGCGCAGGCUUCUCCGAGACUGAGCCAGGGCCAUUCGUAUUCCCACCGAAUGUAGUUACAGACUACUUCGUCCAACAGCGGUUUGAAACGGCACGGGUAGGAACUAUACUCAGCACAGCCUGCUCGUUUGUGGGCAGCCUCUACCGCGGUCCCAAGGCCCACGUACCAGCGCAACUUGCCCGGCUCUUACCAUGGGUGGUUUCCAUCCUCCAGGCAUUGCCAGAACCCGAGGCCGACACGGAAAUCUCCCUGAACGGCAUCUCCAUUAUUGACAAAGUCAUGUCCAAAUACCCCGACGUGCUCUUCCACCCGCACCACGCCCACCUCCUCGAGUUCUUCUUCCUCUUCUCCAUCAAAGUCCUCGACGGCAACGAACCGCUUCCCAAGGGGGCAGCCGCCGAGCCAAUUUCAUCACCCUCGCCACCUCCCCCACCCUCACCACAACCUCCACCAACCCCCCCAGAUCCCAAUCUCAAAGCCACCAUCGCCAACGCCAUGACCCACCUCGGCCCGCUCAUCGCCGCCGCCCUGGUCCGCAACAUUGGCGGCCACGCCGCCCGCUCCGAACUCGACAAGCUGUGUGAGCCGCUCAAGAAGCUGGUCGGGAUGCACCCGGCCGCGCAGGGGUGGUUGCAGGGGGCGCUGUUUUUUGAGGGUGGUGUUGAAGGGGGUGUUGGGGGGGUUGGGAAUGGGAAUGGUGUGAAUGGUGGGAUGGGGGGGGAGGGGUUGGAUGGUGGGUUUCCCGGGGCGGAGAGGGUGGGGAGGGAGGAGAGGAUGGCGUUUUUGAGGAGGGUUGUUGCGUGA
This is a messenger RNA of Chaetomium globosum CBS 148.51, 3000 nucleotides long. RefSeq lists its product as uncharacterized. Lineage: Eukaryota; Fungi; Ascomycota; Sordariomycetes; Sordariales; Chaetomiaceae. Gene Ontology annotation, biological process: protein import into nucleus. The record is from RefSeq and is a predicted model, not a curated record. The coding region runs from base 1 to 3000 and encodes 999 amino acids. Gene Ontology annotation, cellular component: cytoplasm; nuclear membrane. The transcript has 7 exons.